This is a messenger RNA of Oreochromis aureus, 3158 nucleotides long. It is a transcript of the gene slc49a3, whose product is annotated as solute carrier family 49 member 3. Gene Ontology annotation, cellular component: membrane. The record is from RefSeq and is a predicted model, not a curated record. NCBI's taxonomy places the organism in Eukaryota, Metazoa, Chordata, Actinopteri, Cichliformes, Cichlidae. Gene Ontology annotation, molecular function: transmembrane transporter activity. The transcript has 10 exons. Gene Ontology annotation, biological process: transmembrane transport. Bases 282 to 1775 code for a protein of 497 amino acids.
GUAGCUCCCUGAUUAAUGUUCAGACGAUUGCUGACUUUUUCCAGGCUUCAAACUGAGUUACCGGCUUCUGUGUGAGACGCAAAAUGUCCCUACAGUCCGUCGGGAGGCAGCAGGAUGGAUUUACAUCUUGGUUUUCUUAGUAGACAUACACACGUUCUAAGGUUUCAGGGAUUUUUUGACCAAAAGCGACCGAAACUUCGGUGUUUGUCCAACUUCUGGGAGCUAAGCAGCUGUUUGGCUUAACCAGUUAACUUUUCAUAAUACUAGUAAUAAUAAUACUAAUGAUGAUGGAUAAUAACGGCGAAGUCUCCAACGACAUUCGGACUGUUUACGCUGCUGUUUCCAGAGGACCAAACUCUGACCUGAAGAAUGGACAGCUUUUCAAACUUUACAAGAGGAGGUGGUUUGUGCUGCUGGUGUUGUGUCUCCUAAACUGCUCCAACGCAACGAUAUGGCUUACCUUUGCACCAGUGGCGAACCAGUCUGCCCAGUACCUGAAAGUCACUCUGGACGAGAUCAACUGGUUAUCGCUGGUCUAUAUGGUGGUGGCCAUACCGCUCAGCUUUGCAACCACUUGGAUGCUGGACACUCUUGGACUGAGGAUAACGCUGAUUCUGGGUGCCUGGCUGAACAUGCUCGGAGCCGUGUUGCGGUUCCUCGGCACGCUUCCGGGUGAGAGUUUUAAAAUCCAGUACCCGAUAGUGAUGUUGGGACAGACCCUCGGCGCCUUGGCUCAGCCCCUCAUCGUUUUCGCUCCCACCAAGCUGGCAGCCCUGUGGUUCCCCGACCAUCAGCGGGCCACAGCUAACAUGAUCGCCUCAAUGGCUAAUCCCCUGGGAAUCCUCCUCGCUAACAUCAUCUCUCCUGUGAUGGCUGAAACAUCUGCACAGAUCCCAAAGCUGCUUCUAGCCUAUGCAAUACCGACAUGCAUCAUCUGUGUCCUAGCAACAGUGGGGAUACGCAGCAGUUCCCCUCCAACGCCGCCCUCAGCCAGCGCAGAGACCUCCAACUCAGAGCCGUUCAUACAGGGGAUCAAACUGUUACUGAGGAACAGAGCCUACCUCAUCCUGCUGCUUUGCUUCGGCUCGGGGAUCGCCGUUUUCACCUGCUUCUCCACACUGCUGGAUCAGAUCCUGUGUGUAAAAGGAUACACCAACGACUUUGCUGGGUUGUGCGGCGCCCUCUUCAUUGUGUUUGGCAUCAUCGGCGCCGGUAUUCUGGGUCUCUAUGUCGACAAAACCAAGAAGUUCAUGGAAGCCACAAAGAUCAACAUGAGCUUCUGUGCUGUGGCGUGCAUCGCCUUCUCAGUGGUGUCUCUGAUGCCGCAGCAGAAAGUCGCCGUGGCCGCCGUCUGCUCUUUCUUCGGCUUUUUCGGUUUUUCCAUCUACCCGGUUGCCAUGGAGCUGUCGGUGGAGUGUUCGUAUCCCGUUGGAGAGGCCACGUCAGCUGGACUCGUCUUCGUAUCAGGACAGGUUCAGUCGGUUGUCUACAUCGUCCUCCUUCAGGCUCUGACCACACGGCUCGCAGACUCUCCCCUGUCCACCUGCGGGGAAGCAGCCUUGAGCUGGAAGGUGCCCAUGAUGGUGAUGGCAGGGCUGUGCACUCUGUUCACCUGCUGCUUCCUCAUCUUCUUCAACACCCACUACAGGCGACUGGAGGCUGAAGAACAAGCGACUUACAGGACCAGAGAGAGCCAGCAUCUAUACAGGAAUGAGCGCCCUCCGUGGAGGCGUGGAGCUGCUGGAAAUGCAGAGGAAACAUGCCACUAUGAGUGAGGACAGAAAGGUACUUGGACGGAUGAUCCGUUUUUGUUUUGUUUUUUUUAAAUAAAGCUGUUCCUGUGUACUUUAAGUCACAAACUUUUGGUACAUUGUUGGAUGUAACAUGUAAAUAAUCCAAAUUUUCAAUCCUCAAAAAAAAAGCUUAAAUUAUUAUUUUCCAGCCACUUUGGCAUGUAAAUAAUCUGUGUGAAUACAUGUAAUUAUUUUUAAUGUUCAUUAUUUUUUCCUUUUUUUUUUUAAUGGAAACUAAUAUUAAUAAUUCUAAUAAUUAUGGGAAGAAAAAGAAGAAGGAAAUUAUUUUAAUACUAAAGGAAACUGCAGACUUUUACUCACUCAGAUUUAAUACAAAGGUGAAGAAAUGUUACCUCAAAAUCAAGUUCGUUUAUACGGGUAUAAAACACCCACCCACACCUGAGCAGGUACAGAAGAGUAAAUGGUAAUGGGAGUUCGGUGCUUUGUUACAGAACUUGCUUUUAUGCGUUAAGUUAAAUUUCAAAUGUAGACCGCAUGUGUCGGCAUUCAUGUAUCCACUGUCCUUCAGUGCACUCCACUUUAGUCUUACAGUCUUCCUUAGAACAGCAAACAUGUAAAGGACAUAAACUGGGAGUCACAUGACUCAGCACACUCGUUCAUGUGCAGAUUCAUUUUGACUCUCAGGGACUGACUUUGUGCCGUCAGUCAGCACUCGUUCUGCUUGAAAUAACUCCUGAUGCCAUCCUAAAGCAGGGAGAGACUUGACUUUAUAGAUCGUAUGAAGGAAACUUGCGUACAUUUUUUAAAUAUCACUGUCAAACCCACAAAUAUUCUCCUGAUAUCAUGUAUUAACUCUAUGCGUUAAACAGGUUUUCUGCAGGUUUCUGAAAACUGUUUUUCAAACAUGACUACCUGAAUGUUGUUAAAAUAAGCAUAACAAUAUCUUUCUACCACUGUAAAAAAUAAAUAAAUAAAAACCUCCUAAAAAGUGUUUUAACCACGUUAAUGCUUUAUUUUUGUAAAUGUGUGGCCUUCUUAAGGACUGCAGAUGUUUUAAAACCUCACAGGUGAGACAUAUGUGGGCUUUGUGCAAUAAAAGAAAACAAGGUGUUUCAGCUGUGGGGCAAUUUAUGACAAAAAACAUGUGCAGAGUAAAUAAGAACACUUUUAUAAAUCAUGUUCAUUUUAUUUUUUACCAUUAAAUUUGUUCAUCUUUCCUACUUGAGUUUGUUCAUGUUACUGAGUUCAAAUUUGAUGCUUUCUUUGAACUAAGAGGCAACAGGGCAGGAUACUGAUGCUUUGCCUCAUUUUGUGAAAAGGUUGACAGGACUGUGCAGUACACACCAUGUUUGAGUAGCUUGUGGAACCCCCUGUCUCUACAAUAAAAUUCAUUUGAUUCAUCAA